This is a messenger RNA of Andrographis paniculata, 2245 nucleotides long. RefSeq lists its product as uncharacterized. Bases 469 to 2025 code for a protein of 518 amino acids. Lineage: Eukaryota; Viridiplantae; Streptophyta; Magnoliopsida; Lamiales; Acanthaceae. The transcript is spliced from 2 exons. The record is from RefSeq and is a predicted model, not a curated record.
UUCGAAGAUUGUAUUGUGAAGGCUACUGAUGCAUGUGUAUGUGUGUGUAUAUAAACACAUGUGAUUUAGACCUUUCGUCCUCUGCCCAUUUUCCCCAAUCGAAACUUUUUUAUGAUUCAUGGCCAUCACUUGAUCCCAGAAACAGCAACCCAAUAGCAAUAAUACUCCUGUAUAUUGUUUUUUCAAGCUCUUCGUCUCUCUCUCUCUCUCUGUUUUGGGUUCUUGACUGCGUGAUGCAUCCACAAUUCUCGAUUGGGAUUCACCAGAAAAAGGUAGGUAAAUGAACCCUACUUAUUGAUUUUUGUUCUUGUUUUCAUUGGUUUGCCAGUGUGUGUCUGUAAUGAAAUUUACCUAAACAAGUGUCUGGUUUGAAUUGUUGCUUGUGUGUGUGCCUGAAGAAGACAUGAAUUAAACAUGGAAAUUUUGACGAUUUGAGGGGUUAGCCAUCAAUAGCUGCAGAGGGAUCUAAUGGAGGACAAGAAACUGAAUUUCAAUCGACCCCUUUUAUCAGUGAGAAGAACUGCACCUACAGAAAACACCCAUGUCCGAAAAACAAACAAUCCCAUACCCCCCCUACCCCUACCCAUACCCAGUCUUCCUCCAAACAGACCUGAACUCAAAUCGGGUCCAAUCACGAAUCCCGGAUCCGUACCGUUUCUGUGGGAACGGGCGCCGGGACAACCUAAGAAAGACAUCAAAAUUCAAGCUGUCGGCAUUACUGUAGCCCCGAUCGGCCCAAAGCUUCCUCCGGGGAGGUACAAUGGCAGCAAGAAUCAACCAGCUAAUGCAUCUAAACACACCAAUAACAGCCAAGCUGUUGAGGAUCAAAAUGCUAAAACUGCUGAGAACAGAGGAGCAACAAUGGAGGAGAAAGCUUCUGAUUCGGUGGACAGCGAUGGGGAAUAUGAAGAUGCACUAGACUCUCUCUCCAAAACCGAUGCAUCUUCCUUUUUCAAUUGUAGAAUGAGUGAAUUGGAUGGAUUGGACGACGGGGAUCGAUCGGGAGAGGUCUCUGUCGAUUUGCAUAAUCAAGCACUCAUGAUGGAUCGGUUUCUUCCAGCUGCAAAGGCUAUGGCUUUGGAGGCGGCGGCGCCGCCUCUAAAGAAACCUUUACCCAAGGAAGAAAGGCCGCCGCCGCCGGAAAAGCAGAGAUUGAAUCCGUCGCUCCGGUAUGGACAUAGUUUCACAAUGCGGUAUUCUCAUUGCCUGGAGGAGGAAGAAGAAGAAGAUGAUGAUCAAGAAGACGAUCGUCGGAGCCGUAAUUCUAGAAUAGCUUGUGGCUUGCUUCUGCCGUUUUGCUCGAAGAGUUCAUUUGGCCUUAUAAAUUCCAUUCAGGCGCCGUUGUCUUCAGCUCGAAAAUGGCGACGUGGCAGCAAAAUUCGAACAGCCAGGAUCGAUGAUGAAGGAGGGGAUCGUUUAGAAAGCCUUAGCACAUCAAUGGCAAUGGAACCUUGCACGAAUCGUGAAGAAGCUCGGAUCGAAUGCCCUGGAUUGACGGGGAAGGGAUCGAAGACCUUUCAGGAAUUAUUGGCUGAAGACACCGGUAGCCACGAGGAGUCGGAUUCGGGAGGUUCUGUUGUUGAGAAAACUCUUUAUAUCGAUGCAGUGCACAAGUUUGAAUCAAAGGUCGAUCCGAGUUUGAGAGAAGGAAGUUGCGCAGGCAUCGAUCAAAGUGAAAAGAUCGAUUUGGUUAUGCGAGACGAGGCAUCGAAUGAUAAAUGCACGAUGGAGAUGUCAACGGCUACGUACAUACAAGAUAAGGCGCGGAAGAGUUUAGCACCACCGUUGCCGAAAUCCCCGGCUGAUUCGUGGCUCGGCCGAGCAUUGCCUUAUAAGUCCACAAAGAGUCCGACUCUACGAUCGUAUCUUCGAGCAGAAAGUUCUAGAAACUGCGGCUCCAAGGCGCCGGCGCCGGCAAAUGAUGGUGCCAAGUGGGAAACUUUGGUGAAAACGACGAGGAUGCAGCAGGUUAAGCGACAGCUGCAUCACUCUGAGGGAUUUAUGACAGCCGUACCUGAAACUUAAAAGGGACAAAUGAAAUAAAAUCUUUGUAUAUGUUGUAAUAUAUUUAUUAAUGUAUACAAAUACAAAUACGAAUACGAAUAAUGUGGGGAUGGCUCCUUCGUUGUCGUUGUACUAUGUUUUAGCCCAUUGUUGAUUAUGUGGACCUUCCGACCUUCUAAUAUAUUAUGGGCCAGUUGUCUUUAUUUCAAGAUUUCACAAUAGUAAUAUCAUUUUUUUUUUU